Molecule: messenger RNA, 3313 nt
Organism: Zingiber officinale
Lineage: Eukaryota; Viridiplantae; Streptophyta; Magnoliopsida; Zingiberales; Zingiberaceae
Product: probable LRR receptor-like serine/threonine-protein kinase At2g24230
Exons: 1
Coding region: 512-3100 (862 amino acids)
Biological process (GO): protein phosphorylation
Molecular function (GO): ATP binding; protein binding; protein kinase activity
Source: RefSeq, a predicted model, not a curated record
GUGGUAUGUUUUUACCAGUUCUUUUCUCCAGAGAGGGCCUGAUCAUGCCGAGCCAAUAAAUUCCACCCGGCAUUACGGAUCUACCAGUACCACCUUUUACUUCCACACCUCCCUAUUUACUGCUCACCUCAUCCACCAACAGCGAUUGAAGAAGCUUGGUGUUUCCUUCACAGACCAAAAGCCUGCAACUUCAUUUGACUUCACCUGGGCGUGCUGUCCUUCUUGUCUUGGUGUCAGCCUCAAGAGUCAAGACAACCUCGACGUGUGCCUCUUAGCUCGCUUCCCAUAAAGGAAUCAAUAAAUUUGUCGUUCAAAUUCUUCAAAAACUCGAGCACUUUGAUGCCAUAAGGUGCCCUUCUGCCCUAAUAAUUUCCUUUCUAAAUUUCACCUUUUGUGUUCUUAAGAGUGUUGCAGACAUGGCGGACGGAAACGAAGAGGAAGAAAGGAGUGGUAAAAACCACAACUUUUCGUAAAAUUACCCUAACGUAGUGCCAUCCUCUUUGAUCGCUCCAUGUCCUUGGCUCAAAUGGCCUCCGGAUUCUUUGCCUUUUACCUCUCUGUUUCUCUUCUGCUGAGGUGCUCGGCCUCGCCGGAGCCGAACACGGACGCGUUCUUCGUGGCCGAGUUCUUCCGGAAGAUGGGGGCGGCUGUGGUGCCCAACAAUCGCAAUUUCUCGGAUGUUUGUUCGUGGCCAGGAGUCUCCUGCGAGGGCCAGUUCGGGAAAGUCACCGGCUUGGUGGCUUCCGGCCUCGGACUUUCUGGUCCCAUCCCCGCAACAACCAUCGCGAAGCUUAGCAAGCUACGAGUUUUGGAUCUUGGCAGCAACAAUAUCACCGCCCUUUCAUCGGACUUCGGCGAGCUGUGCGGCUCUCUCUCGCACCUCGACCUUUCCGGCAACACCAUUACGGGGCCACUACCCGCCGACAUCAGCAACUUCAAGCUGAUGGAAAGCCUCGACCUUUCGCGCAACCGGUUCUCCGGCGAGAUUACCAGGGAGGUGGGCUUGCUUACCAACCUCAGGCUCCUUAAUCUGAGGAGCAACUUCUUGGUGAAGAGAAUCCCGGAGACGAUUCGUGGAUGUGCCUCCCUCGUUUCAAUCGACCUCUCCAACAACAAAUUGGGUGGACUUCUUCCUGUUGGAUUCGGCUCUUUCUUCGAGAACCUAACCACUAUGGAUCUCUCUGGGAACCGGUUUGUCGGAAAGAUGCCAAAUUUAUCCAGUUUGCCUUCGCUUGCCUACCUCAAUCUCUCCGGGAAUCACUUCCGUGACUUGGCCCUCGGGGGACUCGGGCAAGCAUUGCAGGUUGUGGACCUGAGCAAGAACCAGUUCCAUGGCCUCAUUUCUCAGGUAAACCUCAGCUCCACCUCCAACUGGUCGUCUCUCGUCUAUCUUGACGUGUCCAUGAACGAACUCACCGGUGAGUUCUUCCCUGGCUUGGGGGGCUUGAAAUCAUUGCAUCAUCUCAAUCUUGCUUUUAACAAGUUUUCCAGCCAGGAUUUUGUUCAUAUAGAGUUGCCCUCUGCACUUCAGUAUCUGAAUCUGUCCAAAACCAAUCUCACUGGGAACAUUCCUUCUGGCUUCGCUCAGUUGCUCAACUUGAAGGUAUUAGACCUUUCACAGAAUCAUCUCAACGGAAGCAUUCCUGAGCUGAACACGAGCAACCUUCGAGUGAUGGAUCUUUCGCGGAACAAUCUCACCGGUGAAAUCCCAAAAUCCUUGCAACAGACUCUACCCAGGAUUGAAAAGUUCAAUGUUUCCUUCAACAAUCUUACUUACUGCGCUGAGAAACUGUCACCUGCAAUGUUUAAUUCUUCGUUUAUUGGGUCACAAAGCGACUGCCCAAUUGCAGUAAAUCCAGAUAAUGCCGUGUCCAAGGGAAGGACAUAUCUGGAUCUCAAGUUAGGAUUUGUUAUUGCUUUAUCGGUUUUCUUUUCAUCAGUGGGGCUGAUCUGCAUUGCACUUGGAUGCAGAAAGAGGACAGGGUCAUGGGCAAUUAAGCAACUGUCAUACAGAGAGGAGCAGAACGUCUCCGGUCCCUUCUGUUUCCAGACUGAUUCAACAACUUGGGUUGCUGAUGUCAAGCUUGCAAGCUCAGUCCCUGUCGUCAUCUUUGAGAAGCCAUUGUUGAACUUGACCUUUGCUGAUCUCUUGAAUGCGACUUCCAAUUUUGACAGAGGAACCUUACUGGAAGAAGGAAAAUUUGGGCCAGUCUACAGAGGAUUUCUUCCUGUAGGCAUUCACGUCGCCAUGAAGGUUCUAGUUCCUGUAUCAUCCGUGACAGACGAGGAAGCUGCACAAGAGCUCGAGAGGCUUGGACAAAUCAAACACCCAAAUUUAGUGCCCUUAACUGGUUACUGCUUAGCCGGGGAACAAAGAAUUGUGAUAUACGAUUACAUGGAGAACGGUAACCUACAGAAUCUACUUCAUGAUUUACCACUAGGUGUACAGUCAACUGAAGAUUGGACGAGUGAUACAUGGGAGCAAGAUAACACUUGUGCACAGAGCAUCACGACUGAAGGACUGACAACUUGGAGAUUCCGACACAAAAUUGCUCUGGGUGCGGCGAGGGCAUUGGCAUUCCUCCAUCAUGGAUGCUUCCCCAUGAUAGUUCACCGAGAUGUCAAGGCGAGUAGCAUUUAUCUUGAUUCAGCUAUGGAACCAAGGCUAGCUGAUUUUGGAUUGUCAAGGUUAGUUGGGAUUGGCAUGGAGAGUGGGAACGUGAUGGUUCAUGGAUCGGCAGGUUACGCUCCUCCAGAGUUGUCGGAAUCUGAAAAUGCAUCAGCAACCACGAAAUCUGACGUUUACACAUUUGGGGUAGUGCUUUUUGAGCUUCUUACGGGGAAAAAACCAAUUGGAGAUGAGUAUUCUGAGGACAAGGAAACUACUCUCGUCGGCUGGGCACGGGCAUUGGUGAGAAGAAACGAGCUGGCCAGUUUAAUGGACCCGAAAAUAAGGGAAACCAGAUCUUGUGAGAAACAAAUGGAGGAAGCACUGAGAAUUGCUUAUCUAUGUACAGCUGAUUUGCCAUCCAAGAGGCCAUCCAUGCAGCAAAUCGUUGGCCUCCUUAAAGACAUUGAGCCUGCCAUCGUUGAUCAUUGAAUUGCAAACCUGGAUUCGGUUUGUUCGUUCUAGCUAGUCUGCUACACUCUCCAUGUGGAGGACAUGAGCUUCUAUGAAGCGAGGUUCUUAUGAUUUUUGCUCUAAUUAUAGCUCAUUAUCUCACACUUAUGAUUCUCUAUCAGUUUAGCUUAACCUCUUUCUGUAUUUCACCCUUUUCUAUUGGCACAAAGUAGCUAACUUUUCAUCAAACUA